GGGUAGUAGUCCGCUUUGCGCUAUUCGCGCCACAGUCGUCAGUACUCGGCACUCUCCACUCGUGACUAGUUCGACUCAGUCUCACCCUCCUUCCCCUUCUCUCUUUCCCCCCUCUGCCCCUUGGGUUUUCGCCUGACGACGCUGCUCUCUCGGGCAUUUCGCCGGAAACCGACGCCGCGCGAGGACAGAGUUUUGUUACGUGUACACAUCGCUCUAUCUUUUCCACCGUUUAUAAGAAGACCACUCAGGCAUCUUGCCCAACGCAUCUAUUCACCAUGAGCAGCAAAGAAAACAACGAGGUCGCCGUAGAGAAGGUGACUGAGAACGACAAGGCUUCCGGAGACGCGAAGUGUGAGAUCAAAGGAAUGAAGAGGCCGGCCGAGGAGAAGAACGACGAAACGAAGAAACAAAAGAAGGAAGAAAAUGGUGAUGGAGAAGUAGAAGAGGAGGACAUUGAAGAAGUCGAAGAAGAGGAAGAAGUUGACGGUGAUGGGGAAGAAGACGAUGAAGAUGACGAUAUACCAGAAGGUGAAGAAGACAUAGAAGAGGGCGAAGAUGAAGAGGAAGAUGAUGCAGAAGGUGAAGUAGAGGGGGAAGUAGAAGACGAUGAGGAAGACGCAUAAUGAAAAAGGGAAAGGAGUAUGUAAGUAAGAAGGGAGGUAGGCACAUGGCAUCGUCGUCGAUCUUCGGCAGGUCUUCUCAGCAAACACUUACUCUCAUAUUGAGUGGUUGGUAGCAAUGUUGAUUAUCCAUCGUGCCCGAACCCUAUUGCCUCCCGACCUACAAGUAAAGAUUACCACCUCACCGGAGUUGUGGUGGGCUGACACACAUUAGAGGCAGCCGCAAUUCUACUGUCUUGGCUCUUCGCAAUUCUGGUCGUCUAGCCAUCACCAAAUACUGUAAGGUAGUUUGAAUGAAAACAAUAUAUUUGUCGUGAGGAAUAGUGAACGUCGAUUUCGUUUAAUACCCAAGUCGUAAUCGUAACGUUUUAUACAUUGCCAUUGUACGUAUUCCUAUGCCGGAUAUAUCGUUUUACCCAAACCACCUUACUAACUGGUAUUUGCCGUCAUCUGGCUUUCUUCGCGGGACAGUUUUAUAACGAAAACUUAUUUAAGAUAUAAAAAAAAGCUCUAUUGUAUUUAAAUAGUGUAAAAUGAACAAUUGUGGGUGAUGAUUUUUUUUUACAUUUGAAAUCAAAUUUACGUUUGUAGUUCGACGAAUGUCUCUCACCUUGUGCGCAUGAUCGAUUUUUUCUUUUUUGACCUAUAACGUGUAUUUGCAAUGACUGCAGGAGCGCGAGCAGUUUAACGAAAAAGAAAAAUAAGAGAUAAAAUGAAUGAAGUGAUGCGUAAGGCAACAAAAAUAGCAAAUAAAUUCAUAUAAAAAAAAAGAAAGAAAACAGGAAGGACAUCUCUCGACAUUCGAUGUACACUAAAAAAGAGUUUUAAUAGUCUUAAAAAUUCUGCUGCAUGCUCCUGUUCGAUCUAAGAUAACAGGAAUUUAAAGUUAAUAUAACGCGCUCGCGCCAGCUAGUGUGGAUGAGUAAUGUGUGACUUUAACAUUGCAUAAUAAUUAUACAUAGUAUGUAUAAAGUUAUGGAAUAAGAAACAUUUUAUUAUUAAUGAUAUAAUAUUAUGUAACGUAAUGUAAUGUGGAGAGGUUGUUACACUUUAGGCUUGGUGUAUAGAGUGGGGAGAGAAUUUUUGGUACAGACACAAAUAUUACAGAAUAUUAUUUUUUAGUUUUUUCAAGCAACUAUUUCAUUUAUUUAACACAUAAAUUUAUGUGGUCAAGUGAUAAUUUUAAAAUAAAUUAUAUAGGAGAUUCCAAAAACAUCAUUAAUAAUAUAUAUACAUACAUAUAUAUAUAUAUAUAUAUAUAAAAGAAGAAAUCAAUGACUCUCCCUAUUCGACUGCUCUCGUCCGAGCGUAAUUCAUUUGAUUUUAUGUACUGUGGUUUUAUUUUAAUUUCAUUAUCAUGGACAGCACGUAGCAAUGAUUUGUUGAUUGUCACAGAACGAGUGUCAGUAUUUCUUUACUACAAUUCCCCUUGUAUAUGGUGAUCAAUGUCUUAUUAAUGACAUACCCCACAGAACUCUAAUCCCUGUUUGAUCAUUUUUAAUACAUUAACAAUACGAUUCAUUGGUUAGCAAUCAAUUGAAAGAUACUCCUCGUGCUAGAGUCGAUGGAUCGUUGUAAAUGAUAUGUCCAUGAUGUACCACUUAGUUUGGGAGAUUGGUAGACAAAACAAAAGGGUGAAGAGACAUUGCGGUUACGAUACCAUUGUACCAUAGCUGCAUAAUAAAUAAAGGUAACGAUAAUUUGAAUGCGAGACGAUGUCCCACGUUUUAAUGUACAAAUAUUUUCGAAUGAGAUAGUUAAAUAAAACGCAGUUAGAUCAGAGAAAAUGAUUCGUUCUCGUAAGUAGUAAUGGGUUUAAUAUCCGAAGACAAAUUAACAGUAAUGGCAGUAUUAAAAGAAGAUAAAAAAAAAAAAGUAAAACUGCUAUUCGUGGACUGAAUCCCUGCUACAGAUUGAAUCCGAGGAGAUGGCGUGGACUGUGUGCGUAACACGUGUUUAUAUACAAUAAACUCAAUUUAUUCGAUAUUGCGAUGACAAAUAAGCGAAUAAGAAAAUCCGUGAAUACCGUAAAUUAUAUAUGUAAGAGAAGGUAUAAUAAUAUAUAAGAAUUAUUGUACUGUGUGUUUACAGACCAUACCAUCUCCAAGAUGACUCUGUUAAUCUACGAUUUUAUACACAAUCUGCUGCUGUAUUUUCACGUGUACACUUCAAGAUAGUACCUUGACGAUCAUUGUUGACAAAGAACUAUCUUAAAGUACAGGUGCCUGAGCAAAAAAUGAGUACUUUAGCGUUCAUAGUAUACAAUAUACAUACACUAUAAGCAUAGGUCCAUUUAAUUUUAUUAAUAAACAAUACCAAGCCCCGUUUGCAACAUGUCCAAAAGAUAUGGAAAUCGACUUGCGUUUUGUACUUUGAGCCAAGAGAUUACGGAACUAUUCUCUGCUCCAGUACUUGACGCGAUUCUGAAAAUUCUUUGCUGGUGCUAACGGGUCUUACAAUCACAAUCAGGCUGAUUGCCCAGAUACCGUUACAUCCCUACGUUUGUUAGGUAAGCAUUAAAGAAAAGUUGGAAAAAAGAAUAAAGGGAAUCUAAGAAUUUUAAUGAAAAUCUGGUGAAUGAAAAAAAAAUGUGUCACGAAGUAAACGUAAACGAAGAAAUCCUAGGCUAAGAAUUUGGUUUGUGUGUUCAUGAGUCUUGUUCAAACUACUUUUGUACAGGAUACCAUUGCAUCAUCACUCUCGACGUAACAGUAAUACCGAUACCACAGACUAUAUUUCUGCCCAUUCCAUCAGAAUUGAACUUUCAUUGUAUUUUUAAGUAAAUACAUUUUGGAAAACAA
Messenger RNA from Osmia lignaria (orchard mason bee), 3421 nucleotides. RefSeq lists its product as uncharacterized. The record is from RefSeq and is a predicted model, not a curated record. Lineage: Eukaryota; Metazoa; Arthropoda; Insecta; Hymenoptera; Megachilidae.